AUGGCUAAGAUGAUUACGCAGAGAAUGAAACCAUUAAUGGAGAAUAUAAUAUCUGGCUCUCAGAGUGCAUUUAUUCCAGACAGGCUGAUUGCUGAUAAUAUUCUUGUAGCUGCGGAAGUGGGCCACUACUUGAAUAGGAAACAGUGCGGGGCUGUAGGUUGGAGUGCACUCAAACUUGAUAUGGCCAAAGCUUAUGACCGCAUGGAAUGGCCCUUCCUCCGUGGGACGUUAUUAGCUCUGGGCUUCGAUAAUAGAUGGAUUGAGUUGCUUAUGUUGUGUGUGACUACUGUGUCGUAUAACUUUAUGAUAAAUGGCUCUCGCAGUUCCUCCAUUACGCCCAUGCGUGGCCUCCGCCAGGGGGACCCAUUAUCUCCAUAUUUGUUUAUUAUCUGUGCGGAUGGGCUUUCAGUGCUAUUGCAGCAGGCGCAGAAUAGAGGUUUAAUACAUGGCUGCAGGGUUGCUAGGGGAGCACCGCCGAUCUCUCAUUUAUUUUUUGCAGAUGAUAGCCUACUAUUUUUCAGAGCAAAUAGACAGGAAGCAUCUGACAUAAAAAAUUGUUUACAGUUAUAUGAGAAUUUAUCUGGUCAGAAAGUAAAUUAUCAUAAGUCCAAUAUAUGCUACAGCAGGAAUACAGGACACACUAAUAAGGAUAUGGUGGCACAAAUACUAGGUGUUGCCCAAGCCCCCAACUUUGGGAAAUACCUAGGGUUACCUUCAUUUGUGGGUAGGAACAAGAAGGCUGCAUUUGCAUACAUAGAAGAUAAAAUCAAACAGAGGAUUGGAUCUUGGAACAAGAGGUUGUUAUCACAGGCUGGUAAGGAAAUUUUGUUGAAAAGUGUGGCUCAGGCAAUGCCAACAUUUUCAAUGAGUGUUUUUCUUUUACCCAUAUCUGUUUGUACAGCUAUUGAACGUGUUAUGAAUCGGUACUGGUGGGCGUCGGGUACGGAUCGUGGCAUUCACUGGAACGCCUGGGAUAAAUUGUGUGUCCCAAAGAAACAUGGUGGACUGGGGUUUAAAGAUUUAAGGGCAUUUAAUUUGGCAAUGUUAGGAAAACAGGCAUGGAAGCUGCUCACUAACACUGACUCAUUGGUAGCCAAGGUUUAUAAAGCUAGAUAUUAUCCAAAGGAUACUUUCCUAGAGGCAACUAUAGGAAAUAAUCCAAGCUUUUGUUGGCGCAGUAUCAUGGCGGCUAAGGACCUAGUAUGUGGCGGUAUAAGAAGGCGAAUUGGGAAUGGGAAUUCUACCUUAAUAUGCGAGCAUCCCUGGCUGCAGGAUGAACUGGAUCCUAUGAUUCACACAGAAAUGCCACAGUACCUGUCUGGGGCCAGAGUGGAAGGAUUAAUUGAUCAAGAUACGGGCACCUGGGAUUCGCAUAUACUAGCUGAUAUUUUCCAACCGAGUGAUAUACCCAGAAUUCAGAGUAUACCAGUUGCCCCUGAGUAUGAUGAUAUAUGGUAUUGGUAUGGUGAUCCUAAUGGAUGUUAUUCAGUCAAGAGUGGUUACAGCUGCAAUUUUAUAUCAUCUAUGGAGGGUCCGAAACGGAGCGGUAUGGGAUGUCUGUCUACCAAGGCCAACGAAAUUAUUAACAAUUGCAGCAGCUACAAUGAAAGCAUGGAAGGAUCUCCAUCAUCGUGCCCCAUCACAGCCCCGAGCUGCUGCCCACCAUCCUACUGCCGAGCAGCCUCCACCGACGCCAGCUGCACCGAACGCCGACGCUGCCGAAACCGCACUGCCUCCGCCGCACGCCAGCUUGCCGGAAGUCACGCAUGGGAGGUGAUGAAGCCCGUCAAAUGCUAUAUGGACGCAAGCUAUCACCGAGGAACCAAUGCAGCAGCUGCUGGUGCGGUACUCCUCGACGCCAAUGGCCGCUACAUAUCUGCUUUCAGCACCCCAUUAGUAGGUUGCCACUCCCCGCUCAUGGCCGAGGCUUUUGCAUGCAAGGAAGUAUUAUCAUGGCUUAAAAGGAGGAAUGAAUUAUCUAUACAGAUUCAUACGGAUUGUCAACUACUGCAGUGCUAUUUAUCUGGACCACCAGCCACAUCACGCUCAUAUCUAGGUUAUGCUAUCGAUAGUUGCAGAACCUAUAUUUCUACUUUUACUUACUGCUCAGUAAUUUACAUUCCUAGAUUACAGAAUUUAUUAGCUCAUACUUUAGCUACUACAGCACUUAGUUUCGCUACUGAUAUGUACUAG
Molecule: messenger RNA, 2193 nt
Organism: Ipomoea nil (Japanese morning glory)
Lineage: Eukaryota; Viridiplantae; Streptophyta; Magnoliopsida; Solanales; Convolvulaceae
Exons: 2
Coding region: 1-2193 (730 amino acids)
Molecular function (GO): RNA-DNA hybrid ribonuclease activity; nucleic acid binding
Source: RefSeq, a predicted model, not a curated record